AUGUCCUCAAACGCACCAAUCGCGCCGGCCAAGAUUCCUGCCGAUGAGCUACCUCAACUGUCCACGUACACGGCCGAGUCGCAAGAAGACCGCGUCGAAGGUCUGCGCCUGGUUGCAGAUUCGGUAGCACAACAACGCCAGGUCGCAAGCAAGGUGAUGAUGUUCCAUCCCGUCUCACUAGCCGCCUAUGUUGUCACUAUCGCCAUUGCAGCGCAGUACAUGAUCCGCUGGUACGAAGACAGGCUGAUGCUUGCGACGACCCUUGGGGGUAUCACCAUGACGUUUCUGAUUUUCAUUCGGUGGAUGACAGGUGGUUACAUUGGCAUGGCGGAAGACAUCGACAUGGAGUGGCUGGGUGAUGACAGGCUUAUUGUUGUGAAGUGGGGCGAAGACGUCAUCGGCUCGUUGGUUCUAGGCUGGGCAGACAAUGAUGCAGCGAAGAAGCGCGGCCGAAGAAGAAGGGGCAAAGCCGUCGUAAGGGCUUGGACUGUCAAAUUGAAGUAUCGCGGCAAGGGCGUUGGCGAAGGUCUGUUGGAAGAGGCUGUCAAGGUUGCGGGUGAAAGGGGUGCAGACGGCAUUCUCUUCGAUGCCGACCAUGCCAUAGACUCUAAGCGUGUCCUCCCCUCCAUCUUCAACGGUUUCCUCAACAAGCAAGACGCAAAAGCCGAAAAGGCCCUCCAGAAAGUUGCUGACGCAAAAGGCAACUUCCGCCAGCGUCAAAGCUCACCCACCUGGGGUAGCAGAUAG
Pyrenophora tritici-repentis Pt-1C-BFP is the source of this 747-nucleotide messenger RNA. Lineage: Eukaryota; Fungi; Ascomycota; Dothideomycetes; Pleosporales; Pleosporaceae. The record is from RefSeq and is a predicted model, not a curated record.